This is a messenger RNA of Lachancea fermentati, 1422 nucleotides long. The record is from the annotation of a GenBank genome assembly. NCBI's taxonomy places the organism in Eukaryota, Fungi, Ascomycota, Saccharomycetes, Saccharomycetales, Saccharomycetaceae.
AUGACCGCCGCAGCAGCAAGUGACAGCAAGUCCUACAUUUUCCAAGGAAUCAUUGAUAAGCCCGGAGCACAAGUCGUCGGGGGUAAAGGUGUCUUGAUCGAUAUAGAAAGAGAUGGGAAGGUUUACCCUAACAUGAUUGACGCUAUUGGUGGGGCAGCGGUUGCUUCGCUUGGUUGGGACGACGAAGAAGUUCAAGAUAUCAUAGCAAAAGCUGCAACUGAGACAACGUAUUCUUAUCCUACACUAAUUGCCAACAAGGAAGCUGAGAGAUUGGCUCAAUUUUAUAUUGAAAAUUCUCCUAAAGGAGCUUUUUCUGCCGCUUUGUGGUGUACUUCUGGUUCUGAAAGUAAUGAAAAUGCUUUGCGGAUAGUCAGACAAUAUUAUUUGGAGCGUGGACUUCCAAACAAGGUUAAAAUAAUUAGCAGAGAGAGCUCUUAUCAUGGAUUCACCCUUGGUGCUCAAGCUAUUUCCUGGAACCCAAGAAUUGAUAAAUUUGAACCUUAUCUGUUUGGCAGAAACACCAUCUGCUUGAAGAUGCCUUGUGCUUACACUUACCGUUUCAAAAAUAAGUCUGAAACUGAAGAACAAUACUCGCAGCGCCUUGUGGACCAAGUUGAGAAAAUGGUUCUUGACAAUGACCCUGAUACUGUAGCUGCUAUUAUCGUGGAGACUUUGCCAGGUUCAUCUCUAGGUACUACACCUCCUCCUAAGGGUUACUUAAAGAUGUUGAGAGCCCUGUGCAACAAAUACGAUAUAAUUUUCUACCUUGAUGAGGUUAUGUGCGGUACUGGUAGAUGUGGUGGAGAUGGAAAACUUAACUGUUGGGAAAACUUUUUAGACCCAGAUGAAGCGCCAGACAUUCAAACAGUUGGAAAAACACUUGGUUCCGGAUAUGUCACGAUUGCUGGUGUUCUAGUGGGCCCAAAAAUUAAGGAUGCUUUUAUGAACGGAUCCAAGGCGAUUUUUGGUGGGCACACCUAUUCUUGCCAUGCAUUCAAUUGCGCUGUUGCUCUGGGCAUUCAAGAAAAAAUUAAAAGAGAGAACUACACUGGUAACGUUUUUGAAAAGGGAACUUUGAUUAACAAGCUACUCACAGAUAAACUUCUUUCUGAGGAUAACAUUGCAGGUGAUGUUAGAGGUGUUGGUGGAUUUCAAUCUGUUGAGUUUGUGAAGGAUAGAGUCACGAAAGAGGCAUUUGACACUUCGUUAAACGUUGGAGCCCGCUUCAAAGAGAAGUGCUUCUUAAACGGUUUGGUAGUCAUGGGUAUGCCAUCAAAUCCAGAUGGUAGCUGCGGUGAUCGUGCACUCCUUGCUCCUUCAUUUGUUUUGACCGAAGACGAUGCUGAAGCGAUUGUUGAGAAAUUCGUCAAAUCAGUAAAUGAGUUAACGGAUGAGUUGAGAGCUGAAGGCGCGUGGAACUGA